Molecule: messenger RNA, 1276 nt
Organism: Ascoidea rubescens DSM 1968
Lineage: Eukaryota; Fungi; Ascomycota; Saccharomycetes; Ascoideales; Ascoideaceae
Product: sumo domain-containing protein
Exons: 1
Source: RefSeq, a predicted model, not a curated record
CAAAAUCUCAAAAAAAAAAAUUAAACCUAAAAAAAAUAAAAAGAAUAGAAAAAAUUCUAUAGUCAAUAUUCAUAAUAGUCAACAUGAUCAAGCUGAUAUUAUUAAUUCUGUUUUUCCAUCUCCUAGUAUCACUGAGACUGAUAAACAAAAAGUCAGCUCAUAUGUACAAGCAUAUUUACAUUAUUCCACUAUUUCAACAUCAAAUCGAUUUAAUAGUAUGAUUUCCACGCCUACAAAAAACAUUAAUAGGUCAACUAUUUUAACCACCUCAAAUUUUUCGAUUCAAAAGCUCUUAGAUAAAAAACAUGAAAAUCAAAAACAUGAACAAGAAAAAAACGAAAAACAUGAUCUAAAGGAUCAAAGGAAAGACGAAAAGGGAAAGGAGCAAGUGAUUUCAAAACCAGAAGUUCUCAAACAAGUGAAACAAAAAAGAAAACAAAAACAAAAAUCACAAAAUAAAAAGAAAAUACAGGAAAUUGGAAAAAACAACGAUUCUGUUGAAAAAGAUAUUGAAAUGAAAGACCAACUGGAGAUUGAAACCACUGUCGGUAUUGAUAAUAACAGAAAUAGUAAUGGUGAUAAUAAUUUCAAUAAUAAUACGGAAAAAAAGAUUGAUCACAAUGCUAUAAACAAUACUGACCAAAAAGUUGACCAAAAAGUCGAUAAAAACGCUGAAAAUAGUAAAGAUCAACAAAGUAAUGAAAGUAAAAGCGAAAUUCAAAACCAAUCUACGAAUAGUGAAAGUAAAAAGAAAAAGGAAACUCAAAAAAUUGUUAAACCGAAAAAGAUAGCUAAAAUCUCAAAUCAAAUUGCAAACAAAAGUAUGUCUGAGGAUAGUAAAAUUACUAACAAAGCUGAUCAAAAAAUAAAAAGCAAAGAAAAUGGCGAUGAACAUAAUGAGGACACCACUAUGGGAAACGUUGAUUUCGACAAAAGUGGAGUUGCAGAACCCACAAAAUAUUGCAAAGUAGAAGUUGUUGAGCAGAGCACAAAAGAUGUUUACGUGUUUAAACUCAAAACUUCAGCCAAACUAAAGUAUCUAUUUAAGACGUUUUCUCGAUUGGCAGAAGUCAAUGUUGGUGAUCUUGAGUUCUACUAUGACAAUCAGAUAAUCAAAAUGAAUGAUACUCCAGCAUUGUUGAAGAUGCCAGAAAACUCUUCUAUUCUUUGCAAAGAAAUAGAGCCCUAGUCCAGCUCAGCGGUUCUCAAUGCGCAGCUGCGUGGUGAUACACAUAUAUACAUAAACUGAAACCUAAGCUAAUUGAAUAGAAUUUCU